AUACGGUAAUGCAUUCUGUAGAUAACACGCUCGCCCUUUGAAAUUCUUAUUGAUCGCCGAGGUAAAAGUUUAUUGUGUUGCAUCUUGGAUGCUCUUCGGUUUUGUAAAACAAUUGACUUCUGGGAUUAUUGCGGAACUGUGAACGAGUUUCCAGAUAAUUUUUAGGCAUGCCAGUCGAACGGAGACAGGUGGCUCAUGGUGGACACGGUCGCCAUGACCACGGGGGAGGUCAUGGGUCAACUAAAACGACGAAGCGGCCAUCUUCCUCCUCUAAAAGCCGAACUACUGUGAUUGCGAAAGACAAAGAAGAGGAAUCUAUUGCUACCGUUCAGUCGGUUAACAAAACGCCAGAAGAGUCCCAGGAAACACCUGAAAAUGUCACAACGGAAGAAGUUCCGAAUGGACUUAAGACGGAAGACGAAAAAGCAGAAUCGGAAAACAUUCGACGAAACGAAAAAGACGAAAAAUCCGAAUCUGCGAAUGAUGAACCGAGUGUUUCGGAAAAAGAUGAUCAGGAUAGAUGGGCUGAAAAGUCGAAGGAGGAGGAGGGAUUUAAUAUUCGUUCGUUUAAUGACAACAUAUUGGAAUUCACGGAAAUAUUUGAUUCUGACCGUUAUCGAAAUGUGGACUCAAAUUAUCCAGUGGAGGAUCUAAUGGGCGUGGUCUCGCAAAUAUCGAACACAAUCGAGGAAUUCAAACAGCAAACACAGAACAGUCAACAGCAGUUAGAGGGGUUGCGAAUGAAAAUGAAGCAAGUCAAAGAAAACAUCCAGUUCAGUGUGUCCCAAAAGGCAUUUGAAAUAAGAACAGAUGACGAUCUUCAAAGCGUAGAAGAGAGAGAAUUGACGGAGAAACUUGCAAAACUAAACGCAGAAAUCGCCAAAGCAAAUUCAGAUCUUUCAGAAGCUUUGCGGCUAUCAGCUGAAACCGAGAGCACAGCAGUGAGGGCCCAAAUCGCAGCAGAGAGGGCAAAGGAAGAGGCAAAACGAAUAGAGGAAGAGGUAGAGUUGCGUGCGCAACUAGAGGAAAGACGAAAAAGAGAGGAAGCGAAAAAGAUGGAGGAGUUGCGAAGGCAAAGGGAAGAGGAAGCUCGAAGACAGGAAGAAGAAAAGAGAGCGAAAGAGGCAGAAUGGAAAAAGCGAGAGAAUGCCGGAAUCGAAAAGUCAGCUGUUUGGGAAACUUGGCCUGCGCAUGAAAUGCAGCUUCCAGGGGAUGGGGGAUUGGCGUGUAUCAUCCGUGGAAAGCCAAACAGUUUCGACCAAUCGUCAGUCACCUGUAAAGAAGUUGACCAAUUAGAGAUCCACCUUACAUACGGGCCUCAGGAAGAACUGGUGGGCAGUAUCAUUCAACUGGUUCCCACCUCUGAACAGACAAAACUACAGAGUUCUUUGUUCGUGGCGAUCCCUUUUACACUUUCCCGCGCAAACGUCCAUUCCAGAGAGGCGUUUGUGAAAGCGGAAGUAAACGGAGAAUGGAAAGAAAUCCCGAGCACGGAAGUGACGUAUGAUAACCACAAGGAUCUGAAAUUUGUACAAGUUGAAAUCAAAGAAUUUUUGACGAUGGCUGUGAUGACGCGACUUAGAAGAGAUUACGUCACAUUCUCAAGACGAUCGUCUAAACUGACGUCAUCCUGCGAUCAUCGAAUCACAGUCACCGUUGCCAGGGAAACCUUCUCUAAAAAGGAACACAUCUUACUUCAAGUACAGCCGGUGGAUUCUGGUACUGUUCACGACCUUCAGACGAGGAACGCCAGCUGUAAACAUCUGCUGGCCUCUAGUCCUAUUAUACAGAUGCAGUGGGAAUCCAACGAAUUCCACAAACCCAUUGUUAUAACGAUACCUUGUCCACCAAAUCCGGCAAAGGCCCGAAAAAUCGCCCAAAUGAGAAAAAUAAAAGAGGAAAAAAUGAAAAAUCCUCAGAAAAAUAUUCCGGUUCCUUUGGACAUUCGAGAAAAGGAGGAAAAUCAAGGGAAACAAAAGAAAGCGAAACCCAAAAAGAAAACUCUGCAGGAACAAUUGGCGGAAAUCAAUGCGCCACCGGAAGAGGAAAAACCUAAACCAACGAAAUGGUACAUGGGAGACUAUGCCCACAACGAUGACGACGAACAUGACCAACUCUGUCUCCUAGCGAGAACCGGAACAGGAAAAUGGUUUGUCGUACCGGAAGUGGAAAUUGCGCAAGUGAAGUUGGAUUUGCUGCAGUUCUCUCUAGACAAACCUUUAGAUCAGUUUAUGGUUUUGCGAGUGCGGACAAAUACGGAUGAAGAUUUACUUCCAAUUAUGUCCACUGCGAUCUUUGACCUCCUCCAAAAGCGGUUUGUGCAAGUUGUUGUCAAACAAAGGUCUGAUAACCCAUUUGACACACGACUCACGAUAGUCCCCGCCAGUCGAGUUCAAAAAAUCGUAAAACAGCUGGCAGAAGACGGAUAUGAAGAUGGACCGGAACCAAGUCCACUAUUGGCCGUGUCCGAAGGGGACUUAAUCGAAAUCAACUUCCGGGGCAAUAUUCAAAAUGGCUCCAAAUCUCCAAAUAUAAUUUACAAUUCGAAUGUGGUUUCUUUCUCCGAGUUCCUGCUCUCUGAAGUUGACCAGUAUUUACAGAGGAAUUUUAACGUUUUUCGGGGAGUGAUAGAAGCUUAUAAAAUUCAGUUUGUGACCCCGGACAAAAAGACAAUAGCUCGCAAGGAGUCCAUUAUGGAUGAAAAUUCGUUCUGUGUGCGAAAGGAAAAAAGAAAGACUCUGUUAUGUGAAAUCCCCAUAACCAUACCUAAGUAUCACGUAGAACCUUCACCUGUCCCAGUGCAGGCACCUGUUGUCAUUCGGAACGACUCGGAUGCAGUUAAUGAGAACCUGAUGCGACAACUAGCGGCAGAAAUGGGCGACGAAUGGCGAAAGGUUGCCUCGACCUUAAACAUCAGUAAGGCACGGAUCCAAGCUAUUAUAAGAAACGCCCAAAUCACAGACGCGACAGAUGAGGAUGCCCGCUUUCAGAUGUUGAUGACGUGGUUAAAGAAAAUGCCAAAGUCUAUAGAUAAGGUGACUGUUUUGACCAAUGCUUUCAUGAAAAAUGGCCGACCAGAUCUUGCAGAGCAAGUUCGGAUUAAGGAUGAAGAGUUCAAACGGAAGCAAGUACGAUCUCACUAAAAGACUCGCCUCUAAAUUGAAUUAUGUGACGUAAUAUAAUUCAUUUAUGAAGUCAUUUGUCUGUGAUUUUUGAAAGAUUUCCAAACAUUAUAACAGACUAUUUCGAUACUGUGAUAAUAUCAUUCAUUCAACUUGAGUCAAACUUUAUUUAUUUAUUGUUUUAUGCACAGUGUAUAGUAUCAAGAAUUUAAUACGAUUACUUUGAUUCUUCUUGAUUAGUUUUAUAUAUAUACAGGAUUGUAACAUGCAAGUAAUGGUAGAUUUCCUAUUGUCAUUUCAAGCAGUAUGAAAUGUAAGCCCUUCCAUAAUAUAGAGAGACAUUUCAUCUUGUGCUGUAAAGAACUGUCCUGAUUGUUCUCAAUUUCAUCUCCGUCCUGACUGUUCUCAAUUUCAUCUCCGUCAUAAGAUUUUGUCAAUUUUUCCAACAAUCAAGAAAUACUAUAGGAAAAGUGGAGAAAAUAGAAACACAUAGCUAUUUCUCAUGGUCGGACGGAAACCAUAAAAUCACGAUCCUCUACCAAUCCACUAUCUGCAUGGACUACGGACCGUGGUUUGAGACGAUGAGCUAUUUCUAUAAUGUCCAGGUUAUUUUAUGACUAGAUCUUGAUAUUCGUAUUUUUAUGAACAUCCUGAAGUCUAAAGUUUAGGACAGAAUGUUCGAAUUUUUCUUAGUUAAUAUGCGAUUUUUGGUGCAAUAUCAUAGCUCAAAAUAUUUAUUUUUCUUAGUGAACUGAAAACUCAGAAAGUGUCUUCCUCAUUAUAAAUGGUCACAUGAUGUAGGUAUUCUCUUUAUAUGCAAUUAUAAUUCUGUGGCGGAUCCAGGAAACCGCCCCCCAUCCCCGGGCCCCUUCUAAACAAGCCUGUGAAUAUACAUCUAGAAACUACUGUGUCUGUGAUCUGAUUUUUUUUUUACCGCAACAAAGUACAAUAGAUAGUUUUCAGUAGGCCCAACAUUAAACACAGUUAUUUCCCGUUGGCCGCCAUAUAGAAGGUCGAUAUGCUCAUAUACCUUCAUUAUUCAACAUAUUUAAACUUUUUAUAGCGGCAAGUGUGUGAAAGAAAGCUUUUUCUUUAAAAGAUACAUUAGUUUGAGCCCCCUUUAUUUAAUAAUUUCAUUUCAUAAAGAUUUUCCUCCAAAUAUUCCUGCUACAACAUCUUAGAUUUGGUAAGAAAAGAGGAAAAAUUACAGUAUAUCCGUUUUUUUUUUUUUGCGAUGAUCUAUUUUUCGCUUUUUCUGCAACCAAUUUCAA
Molecule: messenger RNA, 4393 nt
Organism: Saccostrea cuccullata (small rock oyster)
Lineage: Eukaryota; Metazoa; Mollusca; Bivalvia; Ostreida; Ostreidae
Product: death domain-containing protein 1-like
Biological process (GO): signal transduction
Molecular function (GO): protein binding
Source: RefSeq, a predicted model, not a curated record